AUGGAAUUACCAUCAACACCCCGGAUCGCUUAUCCUCUUAUUUAUUCAAUUUUAUUUUCAUCAUCCAUUAGUUUACACUUUCUUCUACUUCCAUGGGUGUCGUCAUCUUUAUUACGUCUUUGUAUUAUUGAUUUCUAUGCCACAUGUGUUCUGUUUCUUAUCGGAAAUUUUCUUUAUUCAUCAAAUAAUGUUUAUGAUAUUCAUUGGCCGUUGAUUCCAUUGGUAUCUUCCAUUUAUUUUUAUUUUUACUCGAAUUCAAGUGAAUUACCAUGGAAAAAGUUUCUUCUGUUAACUCUCCUCAUACUUUUAUGGUCAAGUCAUUUGAUAUGGCAAACAAUAACAUCAUCAUCGGAUAUCAAACAUGAAGAUUGGCGCUAUCAUAUGAUGCGUGGACAAUUUGGAAACAAUUUCCUUGUCUUUGCCUUCUUUGUUCUGCACAUAAUACCAAUGAUAGAAGUUCUGAUCGGCUCCUCAUCAAUCUAUUACAUCUUUAGUGAUACGAAUUCUCAUGAACAGUUUACCAUAGGUAGUAGUCUUUCGUUCGGUGUUAUAGCGGUCGGUGUUCUACUGGAAAACGUUGCUGAUAGACAAUUAGCAAGAUUUCGAUGUCAAAGAAAACAGUCACGCGAAUACAGAUUUGCUGUAUUGUCAAGUGGCUUGUGGAAGUAUAGUCGUCAUCCAAAUUAUCUUGGUGAAAUUUUGUUUUGGUGUGGAUUAUUCUGUUUAGGUCGAGCUUCUCACGCUCCAUGGUGGUGUGCAAUCGGACCAUUGCUGAUCACAUUAAUGAUGAUUUUUGGAUCAAUUCCAAUAAGUGAAGAACGAUUAUAUCGCAAAUAUCCGGAAUAUAAGUUCGUUCAACGACGGAUAUCCAUACUGAUUCCAACAUUUGGUUUAUUUCGAUAA
Adineta ricciae is the source of this 903-nucleotide messenger RNA. The record is from the annotation of a GenBank genome assembly. Lineage: Eukaryota; Metazoa; Rotifera; Eurotatoria; Adinetida; Adinetidae.